Trypanosoma cruzi is the source of this 1110-nucleotide messenger RNA. Its product is annotated as serine/threonine protein phosphatase, putative. The coding region runs from base 1 to 1110 and encodes 369 amino acids. The record is from RefSeq and is a predicted model, not a curated record. NCBI's taxonomy places the organism in Eukaryota, Euglenozoa, Kinetoplastea, Trypanosomatida, Trypanosomatidae. The transcript has a single exon. Gene Ontology annotation, molecular function: hydrolase activity.
AUGCUGCGUGCCUUGUGGUUAUGGGUUCUUUUGUUUUUUUUCUUCGCGACCAAUCAUGGUUUAGGACGACGCAUUGUAGCUGUUGGAGAUCUUCAUGGAGAUUUGAAUCAAACGCUUUCUAUACUCCACCUUGCGGGGCUGGUGAAUAAGCGUCAGCAUUGGAUUGGAAAAGACACCUAUUUUGUGCAGCUUGGCGACAUCCUUGAUGUUGGCCCAGAUGACCUCAUGAUUGUGCGCCUGCUUAUGAGGCUGGAGAAGGAGGCACAGGCAGAAGGUGGCGAUGUUAUUCAGAUUCUUGGUAAUCAUGAGAUUCGAAAUCUUCUCGGAGACUUUAGUGCUGUGGACCCGGUAAGCCUUGCGCAAUCUGGCGGGAAGGCCGGGCGCCGUGAGCUUCUCUCUAACAGAACUCCUUUGGGAAUUUAUCUUCGCACGCGAAGAGCCAUAUUUCACCACAAGGAAUUUCUUUUCAUGCAUGGGGGCUUGUCGACGGCCACAGGAAACAUGAUAACUGGAAUUAAGGCGGUGGAGAAGUUCAAUAAGGCAUUGCGUGACACACUGAUCAACAAUACACUGAGCCCUAUGGGAAAGGUUGGAGUUAGCCUAAAAGAAAAUAAAGUCAAGGAAGUUGCGAACCCUAUUCUUGUCCGUUCUAUUUUAAAUGUUCGAUGCUCCGAACUAAAAAAAGUUUUAUCCAAAAAGUUUCAUGGGAUAAAAUCGGUGGUGGUGGGUCAUGUUCCGCAUGAUACGGACGAUUUUUCCGAUUGGCGUCUGUGUGGUGGACGCCUGAUUGCGAUUGAUUUUGGCUUGAGUCGUUGGAAAAAGGGUGACCCUGGCCAUGUGGCUGCACUUGAAUGGGAUGAUGUUUCUGGACAUGUUCAAUUGAUGGAAUCCACCGGGAAAUUCCUAAACUACGAACCAGAUGUACAUUCUCCCACGGAACACAACGUAAAACGUUUACUGCCUUUUAUAAGAUUGGCAGGCGCCGUCGUUUUUUUAGUUCUUCUUGUGGGCCUCCUUGGAAGAUGGAUUUGUUCAAGGGCAAUUAAUAACCCCCUUUCAGAAAAACAAGAAGGGAGCUACGGCUCUGUUGCUCCCUGUGUAACCCCCUAA